Messenger RNA from Drosophila bipectinata, 1384 nucleotides. RefSeq names its product Nuclear distribution protein nudE (gene nudE). Gene Ontology annotation, cellular component: centrosome; kinesin complex; kinetochore. The record is from RefSeq and is a predicted model, not a curated record. Gene Ontology annotation, biological process: cell migration; chromosome segregation; mitotic centrosome separation. Gene Ontology annotation, molecular function: microtubule binding. NCBI's taxonomy places the organism in Eukaryota, Metazoa, Arthropoda, Insecta, Diptera, Drosophilidae.
CACAGAGAUGGACUCGCCACCUAUGUUCAACAGCGUCGAGGAUGAGUGCCGAUAUUGGAAGGAGCGCUCAAAACAAUAUCACAAAGAGUGGACAGACGUAAAGCAGGAGUAUGAUGAGUUUGUGGAGCAGUCGCGAGAGAUGGAAAUUGAAAUGGACGCCACUCUGGACCAGAAGCAGAGUAUAAUCAAAGAUCUCACUGCCAAGCUCACAAAGUUUGAGCGGGAAAACGAGUCACUCAAGCUAAAGAUGGACUCCCAUGCCAUUGAAACGUCAAACAUGGAAAAACAACUGGAUGCCGUAAAGAAGGAACGCGACUCCAUGAAGGUGUAUUUGCGUCAGCUGGAACAGAAGAACGAUGAUCUGGAGCGUGCACAUCGCAUCCUCAACGAAAGCAUAGAGAACUUUGAGAAGAUGCUGGAUGUGGCGUACGAAAAGAAUGCUCUUCUCGAGCUGGAAGUAGACGAAAAAGGUGUGUUGCAGGAGAAGCUGCAGCGGCUGAUGGAUGAGACGAGAGAUCUCAAGCAAGAGCUGAAUGUCAAGUCACGUUACACACCUGCGGCAAAUGGCACCUGUAAUGGCACCGCCACUAACUCCACUAACAGCUCUAUGAAUUCGUCCGCCUCGCUGCCCAAUGGCAUAGUGGCCAACGGCGAUUUAACGAAUCACGACAACAUGGUGGUCAAUAAUUCCACCAGCGUGGGGACCUUAAAUGGCACCUUAGUUAAUAGAAACGAAUAUAACCAGCAGCAUUCGCUUAGAAAUCCCAGAAAUCUAAUCAAUGGCAAUUCCAUGAAUGCCAGCUACCGUUCAAAUGCGCUCAACGUUGUGGCCGACAUGUUAAGAAAACUAAACGCCAUGGAGACGAAGCUGAAGACGUACCGCGAACAUGGGCAGCACCAGCGGCAGAGAUCGACACAGCAGCCCGUGCAUCCGGUGCUGGAUGCGGAGUAAUCAAGUUCCACCCGUUUAGUUGGCUUUGCGUUCGCGUUGCGUUAAUGUUAAUCUGUUAGCGUUAUUAUUUAACUUUCGCUGCCCUCUUUUAUUUAUUUUUUCACUUAACAUGACUUUUUGUAAAUGGAGAUAAAACCUUUUUCAAUUUUCGGUAUUUUUAAUUACACAACAGUUAAUGUUGUCGUUUCAAGCCCAACAUGUAACACGCCUUAGUACGAUUUAAGAGUAUAUACCCCUAAGCUAAGUCUAAUUUGGACCUGUUAACUAUCACACGAUUGUUUAUUCUUGGCAUAUACAUAUGAUGUGUUUUAAUAGUUUAAGACUAAAGAUCCCCCCGCAAGCAAAAGCAAAAGAAGCUGUGUCCAAGUAUUAUUAUUUUACAGUGGACAGCCUUACAGCCCAAAACAACCAAUACUCGUAGUGUUUAGAAGA